Pogona vitticeps (central bearded dragon) is the source of this 4943-nucleotide messenger RNA. It is a transcript of the gene CYGB, whose product is annotated as cytoglobin. NCBI's taxonomy places the organism in Eukaryota, Metazoa, Chordata, Lepidosauria, Squamata, Agamidae. Gene Ontology annotation, molecular function: iron ion binding; heme binding; oxygen binding. Gene Ontology annotation, biological process: oxygen transport. The record is from RefSeq and is a predicted model, not a curated record.
GUGUCCUCCUUUCCUCCCCCCACCUCCCUGAUUGUAAUGAGCUGCAGAAAUGGAAAAGGCCCCGACAGAGUAGUGGCUUUGCUCCUUCCUAAUGAGAGAGACAUUAUUUCCGGACCAAAAAACAUCAUUAAGAGUAUGGAGCCAGUGUUGUAAGGACUUAAUUACAUGCUCCAGGAGGAACAAGAAAAUCUUAUUAAAAGAACUUGGUAGUCAUUAAAGAAAAAGAAAUCUAAGCCCUGAGUAAAAGAAGAAGUGAGAGCCUCUGGAAAACAAAAGGUGUUAGCAGAAAUACAUAGCUGUGCAAUCCUAUGCCUACCUACUUAGUAGUCAGCCCCACCAAAUACAUUAGACUUCUGCCAGAUUUUUGCUGGCUGUUUUUCAUGGAGAAAGUCCAAGGAGAAAUGGAGAUUGAGAGAUGGGAAAGAAGCGAAGAGAUGUCAGAUGCUGAGAAAAAGGUGAUUCAGGAGACAUGGAGCAGAGUGUAUGCGAACUGCGAGGACGUUGGGGUCUCCGUACUGAUCAGGUUUUUUGUCAACUUCCCAUCUGCCAAGCAGUACUUCAGCCAAUUCAAGCACAUGGAGGACCCACUAGAGAUGGAGAGGAGUCCACAGCUGCGUAAACAUGGCAGGCGGGUGAUGGGAGCAAUUAACAGUGUGGUGGAGAAUAUCUAUGAUUCAGAAAAAGUGGCCUCCGUCCUAGCCUUGGUGGGCAAGGCGCAUGCCGUCAAGCACAAAGUUGAGCCUUUCUACUUUAAGAUUCUCAUGGGUGUUAUAUUGGAAGUGCUUGCAGAAGAAUACACCAAUGAGUUCACCCCUCCAGAGGUUCAGAGAGCCUGGGCCAAGAUGAAGAGCCUCAUCUGCACUCACGUGACUGCUGCGUACAAGGAGGUGGGCUGGGUGCAGUAUCCGAACUCUACCAUGAACCCCCAGGUGACGGCGGUGGCAGCAGCAGCAGGAGCAGCAGCCGAGUGACAGAGCCCCGACCGCAGACCUGAAACGCUGUGGCUCAAAAGAACAAACGUCACCGGAACAUGAUAGCACCCAAGAGAACUACAUCUGUCUCCUUUAAUUACCCCAUGUACAUAUUAGUGAGUGGAAGUGCUUUAUGAUUUCUAUAGCUCCAGCCAGCAAAGCUAUAGAGUCACAGGUGUGCGUAAGCACUCUCCCCAAAGUAUAGACAGGCAAAUUUAAAUCAUGUACACUGUGAUGGGGGGGGGAGGGAAUAUCCUUAAUUUCCCCAGGGAGAAAACAAUGAAAUAGAUCACGACUGUUACAGUUCCUAAACAUGUAUAGCUUUGGAGACUUACAAUGUUUGUCUGCCUUGCAGAGGACAUUCCAUUAAAUGGCACUGAAUUUGUUUGUUUCCAUUUUUUUUGUACUAAAGUUACAAUUUAAGGCUCUAAUAUUUGAACUCUGCAAGUACUUUUGUGCCCAUAUAUCACAAGUAACUCUGUGUCCUUGUUUUAAUCAAAACACUAGUAAUGUGUGCAUAAGUGCUUGCAGGAUCUCGGUCCAAAACUGUAUCCGCAUGAUCCAUUCAGAGCCGUGUCCUUCUGGGAUAGGUUUGACCACAGUAAACGUAGCCUAGAUUUUGAAAUCUUACCUAUGGGUCUGAUUCUAGUCUUGUCCUUCGUUCCUGCUUUUUCUCUGCUGUUAACAUCUCUCAACUGAGGUUUGUCUGGAAUUAUAUCAACAGUGUUUCCAACUCUCACUGUUUUGUCGUAAGUCUUGUAUUAUGAUCUAGUGUUUCCCCCCAGUUACAGAUCAAACUCUAGGAGUCAUGAGGUUACAGGAGAGUCUUUCAAGGAGAUUAAGCCAAAGCUUAAACAUGUGAAAUCAUUGCAACAAAAACCAAAUUAUAAUAAAUUCCUUUAAUAAGAAUCCCUCAUCCUUUUGAGGCAUUAUAAUGAUAUGUAUGUGUGUGAAUGUCUGAGUCAUGGGUUUUAAUCAGUCUUAUUGAUUUAGUCUUAUGGUUCAUUGAGAUCCCGGAGGGCUUCCUUAUGAAUAAGUAUGCACAGAAUUAGAGAUUGUGUUGCACAUUUAGGUCAUGAUCCCUAUGGCUAGUUAUAAGUGAGCAAUUCCCAUGUUAACAAAUGAGGCUUAUGCAAAUUUAACUGUGCAUAGGGGUUACAGCUGGCAAUACUGUACCAAGAAUUUUAAUUCUUUUUCUUUCAAGUCACUAUAAUGAAUGAUUUGAUGUUCACCAGGAAUGAACUCCAGUAAAUAGGUUUGCCAUUUGAUCAGGAAAAUGAAAACACACACACAUGGAUUCCAUGUUUCUGUGCCUUUAAUGGAGGCUUGAGCUACAAAAAUCCGAAGGUGAAUCUUUCCUUCAAGGCACAGAAGCAAGCAUUAUUGCCUGUUAACAACUACCAACCAAUCUGCUGUUAAAGGCAUAAUAGCAGGGUAUGUCCCCCCACCUCCCAAAAAAGCUGGCAAUUCUCACGUUUUCUACCAAAUAUUCAUCGUUCUGCUAAAAAUCUACAUUACCAGCACCAUUUUAAAAAUUGUUUAAAAGUGAUGACCUUGGUGGCUGAGAUCAGAAACCAAUCCCGAAUUAAUCUAUGAUUGUAUGCCAUAAUCUAAAUGUACUUUAAACUUAAUUUUCAAAGUAGAUGAAAAUAAACCUUUUGACAGAGAAAUAUAGACAAGCUGAUUAGGCUUUGAUGUAAUACUUCAGAAUUCAACUUUCAAGCCCUAUGAAUUUUAAUCCAGAACAACCCCUCUUGGCUUCUCUCUUUUUUAAAAAUGGUGAUGGAGAAAGUCUGACUGUUAUAUUUCUAUAUAUAGAAAACAACCCACCAUGUCUCUCUCUUUCUCCGCCCCCCAUCUAUAUAGAUAGAGAUAUAGAGAUAUAGAUAACUUUGACUAAAUUGAUUUCAUUAUACAUGAGAAACAGCCAAGCACAAAUGAAAAGUGGAAGCAAAAAUAUUGCAUCUUGCCUGCUGUUAAAUCACAGAUGGAAAAUUAAAAGUGGUGGAAGGCAACAUAAGUAUUUAGAACUAGUGCCAGUAGAAUACAAUGAAAACACAGGAUGUAGCUCUUGACUGACUCUCGCCCAUCAACUCCAUUCCUUCUAGGCCUGUUCUAAAUUGCAGGGGUCCCUUGGGGGUGGGGGGGCAGGAAAUGGUUAAUCAUCUGGAUUGUCUGUUAACAGCCAUGCACAAAAAAUGGCACUGUAUAAAAUAAUAAAUAUUAAUACAUAUGAUUUAACUGUGUAUUUUAUAAAAUAGGCUUUUUGGUGCUAUGAAAAGUGAUUUGUGAAUGUUUCCUUCUAAUCGUACAAAAUCCUCUUGUUUAUUAUACCAACAUACUAGUUGAUCCCUAUUGUACUUUUCCUCUGUAUUAUUUGUAUGACUUAUGUAUGCUGCCAAUAUGCUGUCUUGUGGUUUUCUUUACUCUUUAUACAUCUGUUCCUUGUUAUAAGUGUCACCCUUCUGUGUUUGUUGAGUCUCCAUGUAUCACCAUCUAGUAGGCUGGGGUGGGUGAAAGGAUGGGCAGUAGACUAGUCCUGGGGUGGACAUUUACAGCUCUCCGGAUGCUGUUUGAUUUUGGUUCCCAGCAGUCCCAAUGGGCAUGGCCAAUGCUUAGCAAUGAUGGGAGCAGUAAUCCCUGUCAAGAAUCUCAGCCAACCAACCUAAGGUUGAGUACUUAAUGCUCUGUGGAGAUUCUACCUUAUACAGUAUUCACCAGUUUGUGGCUUUUAAAACGUCUUUUUCCUUAAGAGAAACUUUUGAAUUUAGGAAUCACGAGUUCCCAAAUCAGUCUUCAAAGAUACGAACGUUUUCAUACAGGAGAGUUCUUCAGCUGCAGAAGGCUUUGGUUCCAUUGAGCAGCUAAACUCCUGCAGAACACUUCCGAACAUCCAAUUACAUUAUCUGAGGAAACUUCAGUGGUAAGAAAAUGUUACGUUCUGCCUAUUUGACUCAAGGUCUGCAAGAACACUAAAAGUCAAAAGUGGUCAAAUAGCUAUACAGCUGCACCCACACAAGUUGAUGACCCCUACUGAUUGUCUUUCAGCUCCCACCCCACUCAAAAACCAUGGCCAUUGCACAAGAGUAUCUGCUGGGCUGGCUUCCAGCUUCUGCUGAAGCAACUUAUCUUGGGUCUGAAAAUGCAGGGCACAAAUAACGGAUGGCCACUACUCAGAGAUGGAAAUCUUUGUUGCCAGGUGCUAAUAUUCCAUUCCCUCAUGAGAGUACAUAGCUGGCCAGUCUUAACUGAAUGUUGCAUUGGACGAACUCUACUCCAGCAUAGCAACUCUCACAUUCUUACCUUUUGUGCUCCUGAAAGUUAGGAAAGACAGUGAAAAAAAUAGAAGAUGGUUUAAAGGGCCCAAUUACACAUUUGAUAACACUGAAUCCAAGGGAAAGGCUGCCACGUUUGCUCUGAUAUUAAAACUUCAAAUGCCAUUCAAGGCUGCAGAAAUAAACCACAGGGUAGGCAAUCUCUAGAGUUCUGGAUGCUGCAGAUGUCUGUCAUUGGAGGGCUACACCACCCCUGAGAUCCCCCUGACCCUAUGUCUUGCAAUUAUUUUUAAAGCUCCUUGCACAUCCUGCUAAAAGUUAUAAAGCAGAGUCCUUUUCAAAAUAAUGAAAAUUUGCCGGCCAUGUCCCCUAGAGGGCGCAAGGGGACUUUUUGAGCCUUUUAAAAAAACUGAGUAGCCUGACAAAUAUUAUUGUGACAAAUAAACUAAUGAAAUGCCAAAUAGGCUUGUUUAACUAAAGGCUGCUCAGUCAUCAGAAUAUGAAUUCAAUGUUAGCCCAUUGUUGUGGGAGUUAGCUUCCUGUUCAUCCUUUUUUCAACACUGUAGCUCUGUCAGUCUGCUUCAGCCCAACACGAAGGUAAAAAUAAUUGAAUAGAUUUAUUUCAGUGGGAGCUUUUAUGGAUUACAGUCCACUCUGUGAAUUGUAGCUCAUGCCAGAAUAAAUCUGUUAGUCUCAA